Ramularia collo-cygni is the source of this 795-nucleotide messenger RNA. Its product is annotated as related to SPS19 ### peroxisomal 2,4-dienoyl-CoA reductase. The record is from RefSeq and is a predicted model, not a curated record. Lineage: Eukaryota; Fungi; Ascomycota; Dothideomycetes; Mycosphaerellales; Mycosphaerellaceae. Bases 1 to 795 code for a protein of 264 amino acids. The transcript is spliced from 5 exons.
AUGUCUCUCGAUUUCGGUCUGCAAGACGUUCAUGUCUUGAUCACUGGCGCUGCUGGAGGCAUAGGCCUUGAGACCGUCAAAACGUUCCAGAGGCUUGGAGCUCGUAUCACAGCUCACUACAAUUCAAAGCCUGGAGAGCUUACGGAUCUCUCGGACAUCGUUGCUCUACAAGCGGAUGUUCGUGACGAGAUUGCAGUCAACAGGCUGUUUGAAGAAGCAUCACAACGCAAUGGCCCGGUUAGCGUCUUGAUUUUGAAUCAUGGCAUAUGGCCCAGCAAUGACACUCAUAUUGCCGACAUGGACCUCAGUCAAUUUCGCAACACAUUGGAUGUAGACCUCACAGGUCCAUUCCUGCUCUGCAAAGCCUACCUCCGUGCCCUUCGAUCCGCUCCAACAUCCGUCAAAGACGUUGCCAGCAUCUGUUUCAUUGGCAGCACAGCAGGUAAAUUCGGCGAAGCCAAUCAUGGAGACUAUGCAGCAGCAAAGUCUGCUCUGAUGUACGGUCUCACACCGACUCUAAAGAAUGAAAUCGUGGCUAUUGCUCCCAGAGGACGAGUCAAUAGUGUCAACCCCGGAUGGGUCGCUACACCUUUGAAGCAAGAGACAUUAAAGRACACGAGAUUUGUUGAACGGGCUCUUGCUACGACUCCCCUUCAAAAGGUCGGUAAGCCUGAGGAUAUUGCCAGACAAGUUGCGGUCGUAUCUUCGCCUACGCUUUCGGGACAUGUGAAUGGUGUAAAUCUUCAGGUGGAUGGUGGAAUGGAAGGGAGGUUGCUUUUCCCGCCAAGUCAUUGA